ACGAAAAUUCAACGACUACUUCAACAUCGCCCAUUUCCUCUAUUUCAUUUUUCACUUCGAAAGAGUUGGGAAUGAUGACGGCUUCGUUGAUUUUGGUGUCUAUGAUUGGAACUUUUCAGAAUCUCAUGGUGAUAGCAGCGUUACUUUUCAGUAGAAAUAAUUUGCUACAGAUACCGUCUAACUGGUUCGUCUUAAGUUUAGCCACAGCUGACUUCCUAGUCUGCGGCGUGAGCGUUCCCCUGUAUAUUGCACAUCUGCAUGUUUUCAUUUGGCAGCAUUUCCUGGCUUUUGGUCAUUUCACUACAAUCAUCAGUGCCGGAAGCUUGUUUUUGCUAACCUUCAACCGAUUCCUAUCAAUUUACGACACGCUAAGUUACAUGAAAAGGAUGACGGUCUUUCGCGCGAAAUCGUUGGCGAUGGGCAUGUGGUGUGCGGCAAUAUCUUUGGCGAUUAUCAACACCGUGACAAAAAACUACGUUGAAAAAGUUGCCGUUUUCCUAUCCAUUGCGUAUUACCUGAUGAUCAACAUCUUAACAGCCGGGUUUCAUGUGUACAUGUUUCGCAUAUCCUGGAAUAAGACCAAAGCGAUCAGAGGCCAGAGACUUGCGGUAAUGUCGGGGCAGCAGAAAAAUGUGAUGCAAGAGUACAACCAUCUCCUUCGACUUGCGAUCAUCGCAGGGACGUAUGUGAUAACGUGGGUGCCGUUUAUCCUAACACUCUCUGCAACCCCAGACGACGAGGAACGCAGAUCCAGAACAUUCCAACGGAAAUUCGCAUUGUUUUACACACUACUCUCUAUCAAUUCAGCCAUUGAUCCUUUCUUGUAUUUUCUACGAAGCGAAGAAUUCAAAAAAGCCACCAAAAAAAUUCUACGAAUCAGGUCACGAACGCAGAACCGCGUGCGACCACAAAUGAAUGCAUUUCACAUCAACAGAGCAUUUUGACUUUAAUCUUUAUAUACGAUCUAUAGGACAAUUAGGUAUUGUAAGUGUUGCAGCAUAGACCCAGCGUAGCUGUUACUCAAAUAUAUAAGAAAAUUCAACGAUGUUCUUGACUCAAGUUACAAUUUAGUCAAGGCGUCAAAAGAUUUUCUUUUUCAUUUUUUUCGUUGAGCUAUAUAGUGAGCAUAAAUGUUUGUUCCUACGCAUGAUCCAACCUUGUCAGAUCCAAUUGACU
This is a messenger RNA of Dendronephthya gigantea, 1176 nucleotides long. RefSeq names its product cannabinoid receptor 1-like. The coding region runs from base 72 to 944 and encodes 290 amino acids. Gene Ontology annotation, molecular function: G protein-coupled receptor activity. Gene Ontology annotation, biological process: G protein-coupled receptor signaling pathway. Gene Ontology annotation, cellular component: membrane. The transcript has a single exon. Lineage: Eukaryota; Metazoa; Cnidaria; Anthozoa; Malacalcyonacea; Nephtheidae. The record is from RefSeq and is a predicted model, not a curated record.